UGAGAAAUUUGGCGCUUUUUGAUUACUCGGAUGGAAAAUAUCCACGAUAUCAAGUAGAUAAGGUAUUGCCUUAUCAAUUUGAACCUAAACUGGGCUUACAAACAAGCGAUAGCGGUGACGAGAGCGACUCCGAAGAACAGAAUGAAUCGUCUGACGAGGAUAUCACCAUGUGUUUGAGGUCGAAAAUGCUUGGCGCAUUUCGCAUUGAAGCCAAAGGAUAUUGA
Messenger RNA from Paramuricea clavata, 224 nucleotides. NCBI's taxonomy places the organism in Eukaryota, Metazoa, Cnidaria, Anthozoa, Malacalcyonacea, Plexauridae. The record is from the annotation of a GenBank genome assembly.